Messenger RNA from Poecilia latipinna (sailfin molly), 468 nucleotides. RefSeq names its product keratin-associated protein 4-3-like. The record is from RefSeq and is a predicted model, not a curated record. The annotation marks the transcript as partial. The transcript has a single exon. Lineage: Eukaryota; Metazoa; Chordata; Actinopteri; Cyprinodontiformes; Poeciliidae.
AUAGCACGCUCACCUUGUCGUAGUAGUAGCGUAGCGCCCUCACCUUGUCGUAGCGGUAGCAUUACGCCCUCACCUUGUCGUAGUAGUAGCGUAGCACGCUCAGCUUGUCGUAACGGUAGCAUAGCGCCCUCAACUUGUCGUAGUAGUAGCGAAACGCGCUCAGCUUGUCGUAGCGGUAGCAUAGCACGCUCACCUUGUCGUAGUAGUAGCGUAGCGCCCUCACCUUGUCGUAGUAGUAGCGUAGCGCCCUCACCUUGUCGUAGCGGUAGCAUAGCACGCUCACCUUGUCGUAGUAGUAGCGUAGCGCGCUCAGCUUGUCGUAGCAGUAGCAUAGCGCGCUCAGCUUGUCGUAGCGGUAGCGUAGCACGCUCACCUUGUCGUAGUAGUAGCGUAGCGCGCUCAGCUUGUCGUAGCAGUAGCGUAGCGCGCUCAGCUUGUCGUAGCAGUAGCAUAGCGCGCUCAGCUUGU